Rotaria socialis is the source of this 261-nucleotide messenger RNA. Lineage: Eukaryota; Metazoa; Rotifera; Eurotatoria; Philodinida; Philodinidae. The record is from the annotation of a GenBank genome assembly.
AUGAAAUUCGAAGACAAAUAUGUCAAAGAAUAUACUGCUGGUGGUAAUAUUGCACGAACAAAACACUUUAUCGCUUGGUAUGUUGACGAUCAAACUAAUACAAUAGCGAUUUUUAAUUUUAUGGCUAAAAUUAAAAAGUAUGCUGGCAGUGAUCAUCAUUUUUUGGCAGAAUACUAUGAUGGGAACGAUGAAAAAAUUCAAAAUGCUUCAUCUUAUCAUAUUGAAGAUCUUUUGCAAGAAAAACUUCCCAGUAUUUGUUAA